Molecule: messenger RNA, 691 nt
Organism: Linderina pennispora
Lineage: Eukaryota; Fungi; Kickxellomycota; Kickxellomycetes; Kickxellales; Kickxellaceae
Exons: 1
Coding region: 138-620 (160 amino acids)
Source: RefSeq, a predicted model, not a curated record
GCGCAAACGUCAUCCGCCAAGCCCAACACCCUCCCCUGAACCAACAUGGGCCUAGACAGGCAAGCACAUUCGACUCUUUUUUGUUGCUACUGCUCUAUCAAACUCCAAGUUUCAAUCGCAACACGGAAUUCGCAGAAAUGGACUACUUUGAAGCACUGAAGGCGUCGGAGCGGGUCAGCGACCCGCAGUUCCACGCGCACUCGCCUGUGCCGCCGCCGCGGGGCAACAACGUCGGCGAGAUAAUAAAGUACAUCAAGGCGACGUGCGACGACCUGUACUUUAGCAGCGAGAGCGACGAGCCGGUGGAGCUAUUCCAGCUGUCGGCCACGGGUCUGCAAAGCAUGGAGGCCGACUUGGACAAGCUGAUGCUGCCGAGCGCGCACGACUUUGCAGUGUUUGUAGCUGGCGAGCGCAGCCUGGAGGAGGAGGGGUUUGUGUGUGAGCGGCAUCCAAUUCGACAUGUUCUUUGGCCAGCUGCGGAAGCACCAGGUCAACGAGCGGCAGAAGCGGCUGGCGGCGUCGUUGGAGGAGACGUUCAAGAAGGAGACGAGUGGGCCGGGGUGCGCAGGGGGCGUAUUACCGUGUGGGCAUUCCGCCAAACAUCGAGGUGUACGUGGUGAUGCUGAUCGACGGACAGGUGGUCGGGCUCAAGACUCUGUCGAUUGAGACGUAGGGGUCGGGUCGCUAACAU